Diorhabda sublineata is the source of this 3516-nucleotide messenger RNA. Its product is annotated as peptidyl-prolyl cis-trans isomerase G-like. Lineage: Eukaryota; Metazoa; Arthropoda; Insecta; Coleoptera; Chrysomelidae. The transcript has 3 exons. Gene Ontology annotation, cellular component: U2-type spliceosomal complex. The record is from RefSeq and is a predicted model, not a curated record. Gene Ontology annotation, biological process: mRNA splicing, via spliceosome. The coding region runs from base 99 to 1853 and encodes 584 amino acids.
AAUAGCAUUAUGUCAAUGUGAAGUGUAGAAGAUUGUUAAUAUUGUGUUAGGUUAUUUUAUAGUGUUUAUAAUUUUCAAUUAAAUAAGUUGUAACAAAAAUGAACGAAAAUAAUGAGAAUAAGUUAGACUGGAUGUAUAAAGGCGUUAACAGUCAUGUUAACGAAGAAGAAUAUUUAUUGGGAAAAUCGGUAGAUAAAACAUUUGAACAACUCAAUAAUGAAAAGAAAGAAAAAAAACUUGGUAUUGCGCCUCCAAAAAACCAUGUGGAACAUGAGUGCAUUCCACCAUCUAUUAGAGAUUUUAAUAAAAUUGUCCAAGAAGAACAGGUUGAUCUGUCUGCAAAACUACAAGAAGAUCCCCUUGCUGCGAUUAAAAAACAAGAAGAAGAGGCUAGACGACAAUUUUUACAAAAUCCCAUUCAAUUAAAAAAACUCCAGGAAGCUUUACAAGCCCAGAAAAAGAAAAAGAAGAAAAUGAAAAAGUCUCAUCGUGAAGAUGAUUUGGACAAGCGGUUGUUUGAAAAAUUAAAAUAUCUAAAGGGUAGUUCAAUACCCAUUAAUUUAUUAAAGAAUGAAAAAAAAGAAAAUCAUCUGGAUACCAUAUUAAUGCAUAAAUUUAAUCAACUUAAAGAUAAACUAUCCCAAAAAGAUAUGGAUGAUAUUUUAGCAGGGAAAUGUAGUAGUGAUAGUGAUGAAGACAAUUGUAGAAGCAAACUUAAAGGCAAAUCUUCAAGUUCAGAUAGUGAAGAUUCUCAGCGAAAAAAACAUAAUGGACGAAUUAAUAAACAUAUAUCUGAAAAAUUGAAUCCUAAAAAGCAAUACCAUAGGUCAAAAGAGAGAAAAAAUAACAGGGAUAGAUUGAGCACUAGUGAAUAUGAAGAGAAAAAAAUUAAAAAAGAAAGAAAUAAAACAAGAAUUCAUAGGGAUAGCUCAAGCAGUAGUGAAUAUGAAGAUAGGGCAUCUAAAAAAAGCAAAAAUAAAACAAGAAAACGAAGGGAUAGUUCAAGUGAUAGUGAAUACAAGAAGAAAAAAUCCAAAAUAGAAAGAAAUAAAAUAAGAAAACACAGGGAUAGAUCAAGUAGUAGAGAAUAUGCAAAUAAAAAGUACAAAAAAGAAACCAGGAAACAUAGAGAUAGUUCAAGUAAUAGUGACGCUGGAAGUGAUUAUGAUAAGAUAAAGAAAAAACAAAGUAAAAGGAGUGAAUCAAGUGAUAGGAACUCAGACAGAAAUGGCUGUAAAAGUUAUGAAUAUAAGAAGAAAAGAAGUAGUACUAGUGAAAAUGAUACAAAGGAACAAGGCAUUGAAAAUGAUCACCUAAGCCAAAUGAUAUUGGAAAAAUUAAGGAUGAUUCGAAAUUCUAAUCCUGAAAAUGCAAAAGGAGAACAAGAAGAAGCACCAACAACAUAUUCCCAUUAUGACAGUGAUAAUGAUGAAUACGUUUAUAAAAAGAAAUCUUUUGGUCUGGUCAGAUCAGAUGGUACCAAAAUUCCUUUAAAAGCACCUUCUGAAAAAAUCAAAACAGUACAAAAAAAGAUUGGACCCUCUAAAGCAACCGAACAAAAAAAGAAUCUUAAUAAAAAGUUGAGUGACAAAGAAAAGGAGGAAAUUAGAAAACAAAUGAUGGUUGAUGCUGUGAAGAGGGACAAGGAGAGGAGUGAUAAUUUGAGAAAGUAUAAACAGGAAAAUGAAAAAGAUGAAAAUAAAGUAGAAGAUUUUGAUAAAAACUUUAUUCAUAGACAAUUAUCAAAAAGCCAGCAGAAUCUUACAGAUGUGGAAUCAAGAAUUAAGUCUAAGCUAAAUAAUAUUCAAAGAUCUUCUCAACAUAUGAAUUCAAAUUUUUCCAAAAGAAGUUAGUGAUGAAUUUUUCACAACCAUUAGAAUUUUUUGAACAAUUGAAUAGCUCACUAAGGAUAAUAUUAAAAAGAAUAUUGUGUGAAACACUGGAAGUCGUCGAGUCUAUUAAUUUUGGUGAAGGAAUUGAAAACGUCCAAACUCUAUAAUAUAGAUUUCAAGUGAAAAGUGAGUGAUUUAUGAAAAAUUGCCAAAAAACAUCGUGCUGACAUAGGAGAAAGUUACUAAAGUUCAAAAAUUUAUUUGCUAAAUAAUCAGAAAUUUGUUUUGUAUAUGAAUAGUUGUCAAAGGAAAAUCUUCAUUGUAGCUUAGUUUAAGGUCUAUUGUUCUCUUGAAUUUGUGAUCGAUUGCUUCAUAAUUAUGAAUUGUUCAAAUUAUAUUGUUUAAAAUUUCUUAAUUUGAACAUGAAAUAGGCGUUAUCAAUUCAUGAAAUUUAUAGAUUAUCUCUCUAUAUACAGGUUGUUUCUAAAUUCAUGUGAUAAAAUUCAGGAGGUGAUUGUUUGUAUGAAAUUAAAAUGGGUCUUUCCCAUAACAAAAUUUCCUUAGCCCAUGUCUUUCUGAGAUAUCACCCUUAAUCAUGAAGUGGUGACUCAAAUUGAGUUUUUAUUGUUUUUUCCUAAAAUUUCUUGCUAUAUUUUUUAUUGUUAAAUUUUUUUUCAAAACUAAUAGUUGCAAAGAAUAAGAAUCAAUUUUAUAAUUUAUUAUUUAUAUAGUGAAAAACUGUAAAAUGUAAUAUAAUUCAUAAUAAAUGCUGGAAAUGAAACAGGAAUAUUGAAAAAAUAUCUGUAGUUAGUCAUUCAAGUUUCUAACAUCACUGAAAUUUUAGAAAAAAACAAUUUCAGUCACCACCUCAUGAUUAAGGAUGAUAUCUCGGAAUGGGUGGACUCAGAAAAUUUUGUUACAGGAAAGACCCAUCUUAAUUUUAUAUGAACACUCACCUUCUGAAUUUUGUCGCAUGAAUUUAGAAACAAGAUUGAGCCUAUGAUUAAAUUAUAUUUUUUAUUUGUUUCUUUUCUAUUCAAUAAAGUGCAUUAUUCACUAUGCAGUUGUAAAAAUGUGAUGCUACUAUUACUAUUUGGAGGGUAGUGCAUAAUUCCAAUGAGCUCAUCAGAAUCCAAUGUUGUUUUUUGGGUAUGUGAAAAAAUUGAAAAAAAGGUGACACAAGAUAUGAGUCUUAUAAGAAGAUUUUCAACUUUUGCAUGGUGGUGAUCCUGUCGAGAUACUACUUGUUUAGAUAAACCCAUUGUGUCUUUUAUCAUUUGGAGCCGCUGCCGAAAGAAACUAAAAGGUGCAAAUUCAAUGUGAGCAAAUCUUUUUUGGUACAUCUCAAUGAAUCUUCAGUUUUUAAAAUGUUAUAAAACUACGAGGUGUAACGAUUACACUUAUUAACCAUUAUAAACAGGAAUCUGGAUUCACACUGUGAAUAGUUUCAUCUUAACAUCUUUCAUAACUUUUAAGUGGUUCCCUAAUUAUUUCAUAUAUUAGUUUCAUAUGUUAUUUUGACUUUUACAUGAAACAAAUGUGCCUUUUAAAUUAUUUUAUUUCAUUAAAAUGAUAAUUUGAAUUUUAGUUAGUAUUAUCUCAAUUUUGGGAAAAAAAUAGGAAAUGGUUACUCGGAAGAAAACUUCCGUUGUAAAAAUAUUCUGAUGAUCCUUAUUUAUGGAAA